Triticum aestivum (bread wheat) is the source of this 2202-nucleotide messenger RNA. RefSeq names its product wall-associated receptor kinase 3-like. NCBI's taxonomy places the organism in Eukaryota, Viridiplantae, Streptophyta, Magnoliopsida, Poales, Poaceae. The transcript has 4 exons. Bases 1 to 2202 code for a protein of 733 amino acids. Gene Ontology annotation, molecular function: ATP binding; protein serine/threonine kinase activity. Gene Ontology annotation, biological process: cell surface receptor signaling pathway; protein phosphorylation. Gene Ontology annotation, cellular component: plasma membrane. The record is from RefSeq and is a predicted model, not a curated record.
AUGCCCAAUUGUGUCACGUCAUGCGACAACGUGGAUGUGCCGUACCCGUUCGGCAUUGGCCCGAACGCCAGCUGCUACCUGCCGGGGUUCAACCUCGCAGGUGACACUAGCGGCGGCAGGGCACGGGGUUCAAGCCCGCUGCUACCGGACGCCGACAAAGUCCUAUGGACCCCCGAUGUUGGGUACCCUUUUCUGCAGCCCCACCGCAAUGGUGAACUAUACAUCGACGUCGACAGCGAUGGUAACGGCAACGGGACGUUCAGCAGCGGGCUUAGACACGCUGGGGCGCCAUACACGCUGGCGAGUUGCCAGAUGACGGUGAAGAGCAGCCAUGUCAUCGUGGCCAGCAGCACGUGCACCUCGCUCUGCGACUGCGUCGAUACAGAAGAAGACCAUCAGUCGCCACCCACAGAACAAGACGAUGAAAGCGGCAUACCAUACUACCACCCCGACAUCGUCUCGUCCGGUGGUGAAGAUGAAGAUAACGACAAUGAAGCAUACAACAUCACCGACAACGGAAUGUCGUCCGACUACGAUGUACAACUCACAUGGUUGGGUCGUCGAAACCGUAGCGCGGACCUGGAGCUUGUCGAGCUGAGCCCUGUCUAUGACAAGCUCCCAAUACAGCCAGACAUCGGCCUCGCGGGCGACGGACACUCCACCGUCAUGAGCACAUGCCUGAGUAGCGCGUUCCACACCAACGGAUACCGCAUCGUCAUGAGCACAUACCCGAGGAGCGGAUACGACACCAACGACUCUCAUCAAUUUGUCGCACUACCGGGCCUCAUUGACAAACUGAUGCCGGAGGGUUCUCAACUGGUGCACAGGACGCCCGCAGCAACUAUGAAGUUUCCCGCUCGUCUCGGGAUUAUCUUGCUUAUGGACAAUGGCUCAUCAUUGACCAAUGUGAGCUCAGAUCCGGACCUCUGCAAGAGCAAGCAAAGCCACUGCUAUACAUGCGAGUGCAGGGACGGCUUCCAUGGCAACCCCUAUAUCCCUGACGCAUCCAAAGGUGAGAGCAACAAAUCCUUUAAAGGUACAAAAAUAAUUAUUGGGGUCGCUAUUGGGGUGGUCCUCUUACUUUUGGCUCUCAUUGCAUACUUCACUUCCUACAAAUUUAAGCAUUGGAGCACACAAAGUUUGAAAUGGAAGUAUUUCAAGAAAAAACAUGGGCAAUUAUUGCAACAGUUGGUACCUCAAAGGGCUGAUAUUGCAGAGAAAAUGAUCAUAACCUUGGAAGGUCUAGAGAAAGCAACAAACAAUUUCGAUAAAGCGCAUGAACUCGGUAGAGGCGGGCAUGCUAUCGUCUAUAAAGGGAUUUUGUCAGACCUCCAUAUUGUGGCCAUCAAGAAACCAACAAUGGUGGGUCAAAGGGAGAUUGAUGAGUUUAUUAAUGAGGUUGCUAUCCUAUCACAAAUCAACCACAGGAAUAUUGUAAAACUAUAUGGUUGUUGUCUUGAAACAGAAGUACCAUUGUUGGUCUAUGAGUUCAUAUCCAAUGGAACUCUUUAUGGUCAUCUCCAUGUUGAAGGACCAAGAUCAUUACCAUGGGAUGCUAGGCUACGUAUAGCAACUGAAAUAGCAAAAUCUCUAGCCUAUCUUCACUCAACAGCUAUAAUACCUAUCAUCCACGGAGAUGUCAAGCCUGCUAACAUACUUCUGGACGAUACACUAACAGCAAAGAUAGCAGACUUUGGCGCUUCAAGGUAUAUUUCAUUGGACAAAGUAGGGUUAACAAGAAUGGUCCAAGGUACAAUAGGAUAUAUGGACCCGAUGUACUUCCGCACGUGCCGCCUCACGGUGAAAAGUGAUGUUUAUAGCUUCGGUGUUAUGCUUAUAGAGUUGAUGACGAGAAAGAAGCCAUUCAACUAUAUGGAUUCUGAAGGCAAUGGCCUCGUGGCACAUUUUUCUACCUUAUUUGCAGAAGGCAGUCUGUCACAAGUAUUAGAUCCACAAGUUAUGGAUGAGGGGGGCAAUAAAAUAGAAGAAAUUGCCGGAAUUGCGAUAUCAUGUGUAAAAUUAAGAGGGGAGGAACGACCAACCAUGAGACAAGUGGAGAUGAGGCUGGAAGCCGCUCAACCACACGAGGAAUUUGAAACAAUUUCUCCAUCAACUAGAGAUGGAGGAAGCAGCGAGGGAUUGACAAGUAGGCAAUAUAGCAUAGAAGAAGAGUACAUGUUGUCUGCAAGAUAUCCACGGUAG